This is a messenger RNA of Aplysia californica (California sea hare), 5997 nucleotides long. RefSeq lists its product as uncharacterized. Lineage: Eukaryota; Metazoa; Mollusca; Gastropoda; Aplysiida; Aplysiidae. The coding region runs from base 132 to 4004 and encodes 1290 amino acids. The record is from RefSeq and is a predicted model, not a curated record. The transcript has 9 exons.
AGCGUUUUUAAUGGCGGCUAGCUAUCUCGUGCAACGCUACAAACAUUGCACUUAAUUUGACCCGGGCAGUUGAUACCGAAUUCUGUUUAUUUUAUUGCUGAAUUGUUUGGUUGCAACAAGUCGAUCGAACAAUGCCAGCUCGCAGAGGGAGAAAGACAAAAGCUUCAGCCCCAAAAGAGGAGCCCCAGGUAGAAAAGCAAGAAGAGGAUGUUGAGCAGUCCCAAGCGUCCACUGCAGAUCAGUCUCAAGAGUCUAUUGCUGACCAGUCUCAGGAGUCCUUUGCCGAUCAGUCUCAAGAGUCCUUUGCCGAUCAGUCUCAAGACUCUGAGCUUACAGAACAGGAACGUUCUGAUCAAAGGACAGAAGAUGUAAAGGAGGAUAUCAAGGAUGAACAGCAUACUGGUGAAGCAGAAAUGGAAGGGGAUGGAAAUGCUGCAGAAACACAGAAUGAUGAGAAUGUUGGGAAGGAGAAAUUAGAGGAAGAAGCUGAACCAGCAAUAGAUGACCUGAUUCCUGUUCCAGAAGGACUGGAAUGCAUAGGAGAAUCUGUGGAAAAGGAAGUGAAUGUGCCAUACAAACCUCAUACAUUCUCUGCCUUUAGUGGAUCUUCACUUAAAGAAAAAUGGGAGUGGCAUAUGGAGAUAUUUCCAAUUGACCAGGCUGACAUCCGCAUGUGUGUGCUUGAGUCUGUUUCAAAAAUUGCUCAGGAAACUUGGAUGUAUAUUGAUAAGCAAAAUUAUGGAAUGGGGUCUUUCAAUCUAUGUUUGAAAAACUGCAACGACUCGAUGACUGUAAUGUCCAAACUGCUUCAUGCCCCCAUGUAUUACCGAUAUGUCACAGUGAAGUUUACUCACCGUGGACGGAACGAGCAAAAAUUGGAAAUGCUGAAAAACACCCAAAAUUCUGAGGAAGAUUCUGAGGCUUCAGAGCAGAUUCCUUUCACUGAAGUUUUGGAGACAGCUACUGUCUUAUUGGAUUAUGUGCACUCUCCUACAUUCCAAAGGAUCAAAGGGAAGGAGAAGAAACGGUCUCUGUAUGUGAAAUAUUUGCCUGAAGGCACUUCAAAAGAGCUGCUCAAAGUGCUCUUUCCUGUUGCUAAUAAUUUGGACAUCCUAACGACUGGAAAUGGUCGUAGGUACGGUGAUUUGAAUGUAGCGUCUGCGGGUAACAUCAAGGGCUUGUGCAGCACCUACGUUACCAUUGAGAUCAACGGAUGCAAAACUGUGGCACUUGACUGGAAGGAAGAGAAUAUUGACGAUGGUGUGACCAAUGCAGAUGCAAAAGAGGAUUCCCCUUGGGAGAUAAUUCCGAGAUACGUGGAGUAUCCAUAUGAAAGUGUUCCAGUGAUGGAAGAAGAUGAGACGGUGGCCUAUCGCAAAAGGAAGCGAGAUUUGGUCACUGCAGAGAGCCGCAAGAAACGGGCCAAGGAAGGUCGCGAUGAGAGGGACUACAGGGGGCCGCGCGACCGCAGAGAUAGUCGAGGUAGAGACUUGCAUCCAGGUCAGGUGCUGAGAAUGCAACAAGAGAUGAAUGACAGAAUACAGCACCAGAUAAUGUAUCUGAACUCUGUGGCGGGGCCCCCUGGCCCUGGAGGUCCAGGCGGUCCAGGUAUCCCUGGUCUCAUGGAUGGACCUCCAAUGAGAGGUGGGACUCGGGAAAGCGACAGGGGGAGGAGAGAUCGACCCAGGGGAAUGUCGGAGAGCAGUAGGCACUCAGAGGAGCCUAGGAGGUUUCCCAGAGAUGAUGACAGAAGAGACAGGGAUCGUGGUGGGAGAAGAGAUCGGCCCAGGCGAGAGGAGGAGUACCCAGACCCGCGGGGUUUUGGUGGGGGUGACUGGAGAGGAGGCAGGUUCCCAGGUGGUGGGAGGGAAGGCAGGUUUGAUGGUCCCCCGGGCAAUAGAUUUGACUUCCCCAUGCGAGGAGGUUUUGGAGGGCCAGGAGGACCUCCAAGACCCCCUGGCCCUCCAGGCCCCCCUGGCCCCCCUGGCCCCGGUCGUGGGGGUAGAUUUGAUCCUCCUGGCCGUGGUGGCUUUGACCCAAGGUUUGGAGGUCCAGGUGGGAGAGGACGAGGCAGUAGAUUUGAUGAUCAGGGGCCACCAGGACGCCCUGAACACCACCGGGAAAAGCCUGGCUUGUUGGGCACACCUGCUCCGGGUGCUGGUCUGAUGGAUGCACCUGGUAAGGGUGGGGCCUCUGGAAGCAGGAAAAGCCGAUUUGAUAACCCGGGUACUGGUAGUGGCAGAUUUAACAACCAGGGAAUGAGUGGUGGUUCUGAUAGCAAGGGUGACAACAGGGGCGGUCCUGGAAACAGAACAGAUAGUCAAGGGAGUAGUCGAUCUAACAGAGGUGAUAACACAGGGAGGGGUAGCCGGUUUGAUAAUCCGGGAAGGUCGAGCAGGUUUGAUAACCCUGGGAAAGGAAGCAGAUUUGAUGCCCCCAGCGGUAGUAAAGGGGACGGGCAGAGCCAGAGUGGCAGGGGAAGUGCCGGAGGUGGUGGCUCAUUUGGAAACCAAGGGGACGGUCCGUUCAAUAAUAAGGGUCCUGGGAAUGCAGUGGGCCAGUCUGGACGGGGUUUUGGAAAUCAAACAAGAAGUAGUGGUUUCAAUCAAGGGAGCAACCAAGGAAAACCUGGCUUUGACAAAGCCCCAGGCGCCGGGAAAGGUGGAAGUCAAGGGAGUAAUUUGGGCAGAAACCAAGGGAGUAAUUUGGGCAACAAUCAGAUGGGUAGUUUUGGGGGCCCACAAGGCGGUAACUUUGGAAAUAACCAAGGAGGCUUUGGUAAUGACCAAGGAGGAAACUUUAGGAACGCCCCAAAUAACUUUGGGAAUAAUCAAGGUGGCAACUUUGCAAAUAACCAAGGUGGAAACUUUGGAAACAACCAAGCUGGAGGGAACUUUGGAAAUAACCAAGCUGGAGGGAACUUUGGAAAUAACCAAGCUGGAGGGAACUUUGGAAAUAACCAAGCUGGAGGGAAUUACGGAAACAGUCAAGGUGGAAACUUUGGAAAUAACCAGAGUGGCAAUUUUGGAAAUAACCAGAGUGGCAAUUUUGGAAGUAGUCAAAGUGGAAACUAUGGAAAUAACCAAACAAGUGGUUAUGGAAAUAAUCAAAUGAGUAGCUAUGGAAACAACCAGAAUACUGGCUAUAGCAACAAUCAGAGCUCUGGCUAUGGUAACAGUCAGAACACCGGCUAUGGAAACAGCCAGUCUGAUAGUCAAUCAAAUACGUUUGGAAAUCAGCAAAGCAACCAGCAAGGGGGUUUCGGAAAUCAGGGAAACUUUGGCAAUCAGCAGGCAGGCUUUAACAAUCAACAGACUGGCUAUGGCAAUCAGGGCUCAUAUUCUCAAGGCGGAAGCUACAGCACCUCCCAGGAUAGCUAUGGAACCCAGAACUCCUAUCAGAGCAGCUACAACAACCAGCAGAACAGCUACACCACCGGCAGUUACAGCACUGAUCAGACAGGUUACAGCACUCAGCAGAAUUACACCACCCAGCAAUCUUACUCAAACCAGCAGCAGCCACAGCAGGGAUAUUCUGGGCAGCAACAGUCCAACUAUAACACCAACCAACAGCAGCAACAGCCGGCACAGCAACAGCAGACCAACUACGCCACCCAGCAGCAAAGUUAUGGCACAGAUCAGAAUGCGUAUAACUCCAAUUCGCUGAACAGUGGUUACUGGGGCCAGGGAAACUACAGUACUGCUGGUAGUGGGGAUGCGGCUUACAGCACGCCAAUGUACAAUCAGCAGCAGCAGUCGCAGCAGGAUCAAAGCAACAUGGCUGCCUACAACACCGUGCAGAGCUACAACACAAGCAACACUGCCGGUACAGGCUACUCAGCUGAUGGCUCGUAUGUCAGCCAAGGAAUGUACUCCACGUCAGGACAAGCAGGCUCAGGCUCAGACUCCUACAGUGCUGCGUACAGCACUCAGACUGCUUCAAACCAACAGACAGGCCAGACAACUGCUUAUAAUUUUGCACAGUAUCCUGCCACCUCCUCUUAAAUGAGCACAAGGCUGUUGAAAGUUUGUUUUAACAUGUUAUAAAAAGAACUGUUUGCUAGACUUAUGAAAUCACUGUUUUGAACUUUCUGUGUCAUUAUUUCAUCUUAACAGUCAACUACAUGGGUUGUUGUUAACUUCCAAUGUAUCUUUAUUUUUGUAUUGUUGGGCUGCCUUUAGUUUUUUUAAAGCAAAAGUAGAUUGUAUUUCACAUAGCCUACUUCUGAUUGACUCUUUGCUUUGAAAAUAAUCAUAAACUGUAUCAUGCGGCUAGUUAAACUUAGUAAAUUUUUACUUUCUUGUAGCCAUUAGUGGUAAAUAAUUAAAUGUACACUGACUAUUUUCUUAAGAAAACCCAGUGCUCAAAGUUUAUUUCCUUGCAAUUUGGGUCAAAUGUUAACUUCAGCAUUCCAUUGUUGAGGUUUCUGAGUUUGUUCCCAUUUAAAGACAUUUUUAAUCAUCAGUCUGAAUUUAUCUUCGUACAUAACUUUCGUUCCGUUAUUUAUUUUCUUCCUUGGCAAAGAAAUUAUUUUAUUUUUAUGAUUUUGUUUUCAAGGUUUUUGUGGUGAGUGAUUUUUUGUGAAAACGAAAAGCACUUUUUAAUAUUACAGUUAGAAUUAAGACUGUUACUUGCAUCCCUUAGCUGUGGAAUGGAUUUGUAUGGAAGUGAAAUAGCUUUAUCUUAUCAGGGAUGCCAAAUUGAUCUCAUUGUAGCAGGCAGUGCAGACUUUGAAUAGGGAUUUUGAUUCAUAUUUCUUGGUCAAAAUUGUAGAGGGUAAAUGUGUGUUGAAUGAGGAUGUUUGUGUAGAAUGCAUUGACCAAGAUUAAGAUACAUGAAUUCAUAUUAAAGAAAAAUUAUUUCAUGUUGGAUAGAUUUUUUAAACAGUGCCUAUUUAGCAGCAGUGUUGAAAAAGGAAGUUGUAUUUUGUUACAACAAAUUGCUAAUCCUGAGAAAGCAAAGUAUAGAGAUGGAAGGCAGUUUCAACUUUUGUGUCCAGUUAUGUUCAUAACAACAGCAGGUUUUUUUUUGCUUUGUUCUCCAUUCUUAAUGGCUAUUCUUGGUUGAAGAGUGGAAAUUUUGGGUUCAUUUUUUAGCUCUAUGGCGUCUGGUUUUAUGUGGUUUUGAUUGUAUUCACCACUGGAGGAAGUGGAAAAAUUUCACAUCUGUGGAUUCAGCAUUCAUACUGAUGUCAAGUCCCCUUCAUCUUCAUCAGUAUAUGGCAGACAGAAAUUGUAGAAAGCAUGGUUUGACAGUAAUUGUUGGAAGCAUGGUUUGACAGUAAUUGUUGGAAGUGUGAAUGGACUGAAGAAAGUAAUUGUGGGGAGUAUGGGCUGACUAGUUGUCGGAAGUUUUUGCUUCACUAAAGUUGGCCUUUGGUUGAAACUGGCUGAGUCUGCAUCGCGUGAGCUUUUGAGUAAAGUGUAAAUAUAUCUAUACAUUUUAAUAUAUAUGUCUAUGUCAUCAGGCAUAUUUUUAGUUCAUGUAUUUUGUGUGUGCAAGACGAGACUGCCCUUUGUUCUAAUGUCAUACUUGUGAGUAAUCUGAUUGUUUCUGAUCUUUUUUUAUGUUGGGUUGUUGUAAUGUAGAUAUGUCCCUUGUUACAUUUUCUUUUGUUUUAAUUUCUCUUUACAUAUUAUGUUUUGCCUUUUGAUCCUGGUUUUGGUACUUUAGUUGUAAAUGUUAUUUUUUCUUCCAGUACCAAGCCAAAUCUAAUGCUGUUCACUUAAUAUUUUUUUUUCCAAACCAUUUGAACGCUACCCACUUACAGGUCAUAUAUAUUCAGAACUAAUUUCAAACGUUCAGGUUUCUAUUAUUCGCCAUUCUUUGUAUUCAAUUGACCUGGACAACUGAGGCUGCAUUUUGAAUGUCUUGGUACACUUUGAAAUAUAUUUUGUACAGUCGCUUGUGAAUGGAUUCUUGUUUUGUUUUUGUUGUACACAAAGUUUUGUUCCGAAAGUAUCUUCACAGAGAGACAAUAAAAUGGGAGGUAGACAA